This is a messenger RNA of Pleuronectes platessa (European plaice), 4724 nucleotides long. It is a transcript of the gene atp8b5b, whose product is annotated as ATPase phospholipid transporting 8B5b. The transcript has 28 exons. Gene Ontology annotation, cellular component: plasma membrane. The record is from RefSeq and is a predicted model, not a curated record. NCBI's taxonomy places the organism in Eukaryota, Metazoa, Chordata, Actinopteri, Pleuronectiformes, Pleuronectidae. Gene Ontology annotation, biological process: phospholipid translocation; Golgi organization. Gene Ontology annotation, molecular function: ATPase-coupled intramembrane lipid carrier activity; ATP binding; ATP hydrolysis activity. Bases 349 to 3933 code for a protein of 1194 amino acids.
GGGGGGGGAUCCCAGCUCUUCCUGCUUGAACCUGAAACCUCUGCUGUAUAGGCGUCUCUUUCACCACAGCACCACAGAGCCAGAGUCGUCCAUCCUGGGUGUCUUUCAUUCAGCCGGAGGCCCCACGUCUGACCCCUUCCUGUGCCUGGGGACGAGGCUGGUGCCCGGGCGUCCAGGCCGAGCACGGACCAGGGCCUGGAUUCUCUUCAUCUGCGGCGGAAGCAAAGCGAAGACUGAAUUUUGAGGCGUUUUCCCGCUUCUGUGUCAUUCACUGGGCCUUUAUGUGUGAGGGGGACACGAGGAAUCACAUUUUUCUUUAAGGUGUGGGAUGGACAAUCUGAGCUGAACAUGGGAUCCACCGUGUCCAAUGUUUUCCAGCUGUGUGGGAAACCGGCCGAACAAGAGGUGGAGCGACACCUGCGAGCCAACGACCGACCCUUCAACCUCUCGUACAACUAUACCAACAAUGCCAUCACGACCUCCAAGUACAACAUCUUCACCUUCCUGCCGCUCAACCUCUUCGAGCAGUUCGGGAGACUCGCCAACACCUACUUCCUCUUCCUCUUGUUACUGCAGCUCAUCCCACAAAUCUCCUCUCUCUCCUGGUUCACCACGGCCGUGCCUCUGAUGCUCGUGCUGUCCAUCACAGCCGUCAAGGACGCCAGCGAUGACAUAAACAGACACAAAAGCGACAAACAGGUGAACAACCGCCGAGUGGACGUCCUCAUCGAUGGAGAACUGAGAAGUGAGCGGUGGAUGAACGUUCAGGUCGGAGACAUCAUCAAACUGGAGAACAAUCAGUUUGUUACAGCCGACCUCCUGCUGCUGUCCAGCAGUGAGCCGCUCAAUCUGGUGUAUGUGGAAACAGCAGAACUAGACGGUGAAACCAAUCUGAAGGUGAAACAGGCCCUGACUGUAACUGGAGACCUGGGGGACAGCGUGGAGGCACUGGCUGGUUUCAAUGGUGAAGUGCGCUGUGAGCCUCCCAACAACCGGCUGGACAAGUUCAAAGGCACCAUGACCCUGAGCGGACAAGGCUACUCCCUGGACAACGACAAGGUGCUGCUGCGGGGGUGCACCCUGAGGAACACGGAGUGGUGCUUCGGCCUGGUCAUCUUCGGAGGUCCCGACACCAAGCUGAUGCAGAACAGUGGGAAGACGACACUCAAACGGACGAGCAUCGACCACCUGAUGAAUGUCCUGGUGUUGUCUAUCUUUGGUUUCCUGGCGGCCAUGUGCACCGUCAUGGCCAUCGGCAACGCGAUCUGGGAGGUGCGUGAGGGCUUCGUGUUCACGCCCUUCCUCCCCCGGGAGCCGGGCAUCGACGCCGCCCUCUCCUCCUUCCUCUCCUUCUGGUCCUACGUCAUCGUCCUCAACACGGUGGUGCCCAUCUCCCUCUACGUCAGCGUGGAGAUCAUCCGCCUGGGGAACAGCUUCUACAUCGACUGGGACAGGAAGAUGUACUACCCCAAGAGCGACACCCCGGCCCAGGCUCGGACCACCACGCUCAACGAGGAGCUCGGACAGAUCAAAUACAUCUUCAGCGACAAGACGGGCACCCUGACGCAGAACAUCAUGACCUUCAACAAGUGCUCCAUCAACGGGAAGAGUUACGGGGAGCUGUUUGACUUUGCAAAACAAAGGGUGGAAAUCACAGAGAAGACGGAGAAAGUUGACUUCAAAUGGAACAAGCUGGCGGAUCCGAAGUUCUCCUUCCACGACCACAGCCUGGUGGAGACGGUGAAGGAGGGAAACCUGGAGGCUCAGGCCUUCUUCCGCCUGCUGGCUCUGUGCCACACCGUCAUGCCCGAGGAGAAGAAAGAGGGAGAUCUCCACUACCAGGCCCAGUCCCCCGACGAGGGCGCUCUGGUGACGGCGGCGAGGAACUUCGGCUUUGUGUUCCGCUCACGAACACCAGAGACCAUCACCGUCUUCGAGAUGGGCGAAAAAGUCGUCUACGAACUUUUGGCCGUCCUCGACUUCAACAACGUGCGCAAGAGGAUGUCGGUCAUAGUGCGAAGCCCCGAGGGGAAGUUGACUCUGUUCUGCAAAGGAGCCGACACCAUCAUCUUUGAAAGACUCCACUCGUCCUGCAACCAACUGAUGAAGGACACCACCCGACACCUGAACGAAUACGCAGGAGACGGCCUCCGCACGCUGGCUCUGGCCUACAAGGACAUAGAUGAGGGCUACAUGGAGGAUUGGAAACAGCGCCACCAUGAGGCCAGCUGCGCCAUGGAUGGACGGGAGGAGAUGCUCGAUGAGCUUUAUGAAGAGAUGGAGAAAGACCUCAUGCUGCUGGGAGCGACCGCUGUCGAGGACAAGCUGCAGGACGGGGUUCCACAGACCAUUGAGCAACUGGCUAAAGCUGACAUCAAGAUCUGGGUGUUGACCGGAGACAAACAAGAGACGGCGGAGAACAUCGGCUACUCCUGCAACAUGCUGAGGGAGGAGAUGAAGAAGAUUUUCAUCGUGGCAGCUAACACGCCUGAAGGAGUCAAAGAGGAGCUUCAGAAUGCGAGGAGGGAAAUGUGUCCCGAGGCAGCAGACGAGCCGACGGUGGUCCUGGACCGGGCCGGCCUCUUCUGGAGUCGCAAAACUGAGACGGUGCAGGACGAGAAGGUGGAGGGAGACUACGGCCUCAUCAUCAACGGACACAGUCUGGCCUACGCUCUGGAGAAGGACCUGCAUCUGGAGCUGCUGAGGACGGCCUGCAUGUGUCAGACGGUGAUCUGCUGCAGGGUCACUCCUCUGCAGAAGGCCCAGGUGGUGCAGCUGGUGAAGAAAUACAAGCAGGUCGUGACUCUGGCCAUCGGGGACGGAGCCAACGACGUCAGCAUGAUCAAGGCUGCUCAUAUCGGAGUGGGCAUCAGUGGGCAGGAGGGCAUGCAGGCCGUCCUCUCCAGCGACUUCUCCUUCGCCCAGUUCCGUUACCUCCAGCGCCUCCUGCUGGUGCACGGCCGCUGGUCCUACCUGCGCAUGUGCAAGUUCCUGCAGUAUUUCUUUUACAAGAACUUCAUCUUCACCUUCGUGCACUUCUGGUACGCCUUCUUCUGUGGCUUCUCCGCUCAGACUGUGUACGACGAGUGGUUCAUCACUCUGUACAACCUGAUGUACACAGCUCUCCCCAUCCUCGCCUUGAGCCUCUUUGACCAGGACGUGAACGACCGCUGGAGCUUCCAGUAUCCUCAGCUCUAUUCUCCGGGUCAGCUCAACCUCUACUUCAGUAAGAAAGCCUUCGUGCGCUGCAUGUUGCACAGCGCCUACAGCUCCCUCAUCCUCUUCUUCAUCCCGUGGGCGGCCAUGCACGACACGGUCCGGGACGACGGCAAAGACAUCGCCGACUACCAGUCCUUCGCUCUGCUGGCCCAGACGUCCCUGCUGGUGGUGGUGAACACGCAGCUGUGUCUGGACACCUACUACUGGACGGCCGUGAACCAGUUCUUUGUGUGGGGCAGCCUCGCCGCCUACUUUGCCAUCACAUUCACCAUGUACAGCAACGGCAUGUUCCUCAUCUUCACCUCCUCCUUCCCCUUCAUGGGUACGGCGAGGAACUCUCUGAACCAGCCCAACGUGUGGCUGACCAUCUUCCUGUCCACCCUCCUCUGCAUUCUGCCGGUGGUGGCGAUCCGCUUCAUCCUCCUCCAGAUCCGGCCCACCAUCAAUGACAAGGUGAGACAUAAGGUGCGGAAGGAGGCGUUGCCGGCCCCGACACCUCACCGCAAACCUGCCAGGAGAAUCAGCACCCGGAAAUCCGGCUACGCCUUCUCCCACUCCGAGGGCUUCGGGGAGCUGGUGACGUCCCGGAGGUUCCUGCUGAAGAGGCCCCUGAAGAGUCGACCGGUGCUGUUCGCCACCACUGAGUCCCCGCUGGCCCAGAAUCAGCCUCAGCACUACCGCACCAUCACCGAGGAGCAGGACCCGACGCUGUAGAAAGUCUUUUAUUUUGAAGCUUAGCUCACUCGUGAGAGGAUGCACUGGGUAAAGUUCACCACCUGGAUUCUUACCAGGUCAAACUUUUUAUUAAAAAAUUCUGUCCCACCUCCUUUUAACGCUGCAAGAUUGGCUGCAAUUCCACUAGAGGGCGAUCACGAGCUAGUCCUCAAUGAAAUGUAGUAAUUAGCUAAAAUAGUUGAUUACAAGUAAAUUACUUAUUUUAAUCUUUUAAAUAUAGAUGUAAUGAUUUUGAAAAGUACUAAUGUCCCUUCGAGUUCUUACUGGGAAGGCAAGUGGGAAUCUGGCUAAUGCUGCAGCCUCUAACUGGUCAUGGUGCCGUUAGUGACUUUAUUCCAUCAGUUUAAUGGUGAUUGCAGUAAAACAUGUCUGGUGCUGUGUCACAAAGAGACAAACAGAAAGCUGUAAAAUUACUUUAAUAGAAACUUUCUUUUGACCCCUUGUACAUUUCGUUUUGAGGCUUUAGCUCCAAACGCUCCGAUGCCUCUCUGGCUUUUUUCUAAUGGGUGAAUAUUUGUAUCAUUGUUAAAAAGAUGUUAUCGGCUCUCACACAGGAAGUACAACUGUCUCAAACUUUACUCUGCAUUACUGCAUUCGAUGUAAAUCAAGUUCAAAUGUGUUAUGAUGUUCUCUGUGAUGAUCUCCUGUCUCAGGCGCAGCAGAUCUGAGACAGCACGAAGCUCAUAUUAAGCUUUGGGACACUCAGAAAACUGAUGAAUAUUGUGUCAUACAAACCAAAUUCUUUAUCUUUUUAAUGGUUACGUCAGAAG